This is a messenger RNA of Aphanomyces astaci, 2037 nucleotides long. RefSeq lists its product as hypothetical. The record is from RefSeq and is a predicted model, not a curated record. The coding region runs from base 1 to 2037 and encodes 678 amino acids. NCBI's taxonomy places the organism in Eukaryota, Oomycota, Saprolegniomycetes, Saprolegniales, Verrucalvaceae. The transcript is spliced from 5 exons.
AUGCGAAGCAAGGAGUCUCCAGUACAGCAUGCUUUACGCCUGCAACAACUCAAGGAUAAGCGCUCUAUAGAAUCCUCCGAGGAACAUCGGGCACGAUUGGACAACCUCAAAGCUCGACGACUCUUGGAACCUCCUGAUGAGCAUGCGAUGCGGUUGAGGAAACUUCAAGAAACAUUGGUGGUCGCAUUGCUCAUCGUGCUUCAAACAAAGUCGCAACACAAGAGGAAACUCGGAGAAGAGUACAUCAAUGGAUACAGCGAUGGCAUCCUUCGUGCGUUCAAGUGCAACCACGACAUUCAAAUCAUGAUCGGUGGGGCUGAAAUGGCUGAGCGUAUCUACUAUACCUGCAAGUACACCACCAAAAACCAGCAGAAGGUUGAAUGUCGAACGGCCCUGGCACUGGCUGCUUUUGACACGCUGCCGUCGUCUCACAUGUUCAACACGACCAGAAAACAAGAAGUUGUUGGUCCGCUGUGUGCCUUGUACCUGUUGCGCGAGUCGUGUGCUUACACCAGCCACUUUUACAAGAAAAUGUCGAUCCGACACGUGCUGAAGUUCUUGCACCACCACAGCGACACUCCAUUUCAACUUGAAGUGACCACCAACAUCAAGAACAGCAAUGGAUCGUGUUCGCAACUGGAGGAAAGUAACGCUUCUGACAGCGAAUCCUCCAACGACGGGUCGGAAAGUGACUCCUCUGACCUGGAAAGUGACGACGAAGAAGACACUUCAUCAUUUUCUGGACCAAGUUGCCCCGAAGAAUCAAGCGACAUCUCAUGGUUUGAGUUCAUGUCCAAGUACUUCCUCGCAAAUCGAACAGAACGGACAUCUCCGGAGAAGCUAUUCAUGGAACGACAUUCCCUGCAUGAGUCGAAGUGUCUUGGGGUACAUCGCUUGGCGCGUAUUCCCGUUCUAACGGGUGGCGUGCGCGUGCCAUUCUUUGGGGAUUGUUUGAAACCCGAGGAGAGGAACUUCCACGCCCAAGUUGCUUUGGUUCUGUUCAAACCGUUUCGUGUGUUGGCGGAUUUGUGCCCUCACGGCUCAACAUGGAAUGAAGCGUGGGAAGCAUUUCAACCCACGAUGAGCACUGGUUGUGCGGAAGUGUACCAUUUCAUGCAAGACUACCAUGUCGGUCGAAAGAUGGCCGCGAAGACGAGAACGUCCCGGGAAGAACAGGACAUCCAAAAGGAAAAUGACGAUGGUCGCACUGAGCCUUAUGACUUCGACGACUUUGACUUCGACGACUUUGACUUCGAAAACGCACUCCUGGUUUCCAACGCGACACUGAUUGAAGAGGAUAUCGCGGCGUUGGUUGGUGGCAAGUCUCUCGAUGAAGCGUCAACAAUAACAUCCUCAAAGUACAUGUCCAUUUUGGGUGCUUGGGACCAGCGACUCCAUUGCCGUGAGCAGUUUGCGUCGGAUGUCAAUGGUCUAAAGACAUGGACGUCGAAAAAACGCGUGGAACGAGUUGUCACGUUCGAAAACCCAUCCCGCGUUGAAGAAAUUAGCGAUACAUCCAUGGCUUGGAGUGAUGAACUCCCUGGCGAGAUUCCGACGUUGGUUCAAGUCAACGUUCCGGGUGCGUUGGACCCAUCCACGAUGCUGUACACUGGCAACCUGGUUGAGAGGGGCAAAGUACCUCAAGCUUUGCCUGAUUACGCCCACAUUAGCGUUGUUUCCAAUGCAUUUAGCCUUCGUAUGCGCCAACACUUGAGCUUUGCAUGUAUCGCACGCGCUCUUUUGCAGCGCUGGCAACUUGAAGACAAUGGGGACCUCGACCCCCAAAGUGUCGCCACUGCAACCAGUGCCAUACAACUACGCAUGGUGCUGCAUGGCGAAGACGGUACUGGAAAGUCACAUGUCAUCGCUGCUGUACAAGCAUUUUGUAACUCGUGGAAGAGACCAUUCAGCAUUGCCAAAACUGCAAUGACUGGCAAGGCCGCCGUCUCGAUAAACGGAGUUACGUUGCACAGUUGGAUUGGCAUGCACAACUUGACCCCGAGCACUGUUCACGAGGCGAAAGAAGCGGACGAGUAA